This is a messenger RNA of Penicillium macrosclerotiorum, 324 nucleotides long. Its product is annotated as mitochondrial 54S ribosomal protein mL60. The transcript is spliced from 3 exons. NCBI's taxonomy places the organism in Eukaryota, Fungi, Ascomycota, Eurotiomycetes, Eurotiales, Aspergillaceae. The coding region runs from base 1 to 324 and encodes 107 amino acids. Gene Ontology annotation, cellular component: mitochondrial large ribosomal subunit. The record is from RefSeq and is a predicted model, not a curated record. Gene Ontology annotation, molecular function: structural constituent of ribosome.
AUGUUCAAGCCCACAAAUGCCCUAUUUGGGGGUCUUCUUUGGAAGACUCCGUGGCGUCUCUCCGCACCCCAGAAGGCCCGGCAGCGCAAACGCCUGCGCGCAGUCGACCGAGUAGUCGAUACUCUCAGUGCCGCCCUUUCUCGCAAUGGACAGAGCACAAAGGCUGUUGAGCGAUGGUAUGCGGAAAUGCCGCGCGAGGAGGAAAUGCUUCCCAAAGACAAAUACACCAUCUUUGAUAAGAAGGAGAAGACUUACCGGAAGAGCAUUCACAAGCUGCCGAAGUGGACUCGUGUCAGCCAACGUGUGAACCCUCCUGGUUUCUAA